AUGAAAUGCAUAAAAGUGAAGUAUAUCAGAAUUCAAGCAAUCUUCUUCUCCUUACCCAUUAGACCUAACAUAUUAUUAUGUUGUGAUGGUGCUGCAAGAAACAAUCCUGGUGAAGCAGGAUAUGGAUUUAUUGGAAGAGAUAGCGCAGGAGGGUUCGUAAUUGCAGUAGCAGGUGGAAUGGGUAUUGCAAGCAAUUAUAUGACUGAGAUUUUUGCUGUUAUAAAAGCAUGUGAAUGGGAAAUAAAUAAGGGAUUCUUACAGCUAUGCAUAAGAACUGAUUCAACAUCAGCUAUCAACUCUUUCUCUACCAGAAGAAUACCCUGGUAUGUACAAUCCAGAUGGAAUAAAAUUGUUGUUGCACUUAUCAGUUUGGAAUUCAUACACAGUUUGAACUUCUCUGCAGAUGGGUUAGCAAAGAUGGGUGUCUCCUUGCCUAGAGGUGAGAAGAGAAUUUUCUUGAAUAAGCCAAUUUUUUUGUCAAGUCUAGAACAUCCAGAUAAAGUUUAUUAUAGAUUUGGGUAA
Papaver somniferum (opium poppy) is the source of this 522-nucleotide messenger RNA. RefSeq lists its product as uncharacterized. The record is from RefSeq and is a predicted model, not a curated record. Gene Ontology annotation, molecular function: RNA-DNA hybrid ribonuclease activity; nucleic acid binding. The coding region runs from base 1 to 522 and encodes 173 amino acids. The transcript has a single exon. Lineage: Eukaryota; Viridiplantae; Streptophyta; Magnoliopsida; Ranunculales; Papaveraceae.